AGCAUGGGGCCAGAAGUUCUCUGUUCAAAAGAGGCUGAUGUAUUUUUGAGGUCUGGUUCAACCAAAUACCACCGCAUUUACCUCGGUUAACUUAUUGCUUUGCUUGGGAAUCAUUUUGUAAAACAAUUUCUCUAGUGAUAGAUUCUAGAACUCAGCUUUGGCGUUUUCUGCGGCUCGAGGAGCUGCGGCGAUGGAUUGGUUCGGGACUGGAAACUCCCCCAUGUUUUCAGAAGAAAACUGCAGUGCCACUGCCUCUUCUGUACCAAAUCUAUUUUACAGCUCUUCACUGCAGGGUGAUGCCGGAGCAGAGGGCGUGGCACCCAGCAUGGGGUCGGCACCCGCUGACAACAUGGUGUCCCUGUGCCAGAGCCAGCAGCAGUGCGUGAAGGCCUCAGUUGUGUCCAGUUGGCAGUUGGUUGAGGCUCAAGACCAGCUGUGCGGGCUGGAGCUGCACGGCUCUGAGAGCGUGGAACAGGAACGCGCACGUGCCAUCGCCAGCCAGGCGGAGCUCUCCCACACGGAACUGGAGUGGCGGCGGAAGGAGAGCAUGCUGGGAGGCGGCAGGAGCUCAAUGCUCUGCAGCGACGACAGCCGGGACGUGUUCGACAGGAGUAUUAUCAACAUGCAAAGUGCAAACCUUCAGUCGGAGGAUCACGACAAGAGCAAGACAUUCGUGGAGAAGUACGAACCAGAAUUGAAACAUUUUGGAAUGUUGAGGAGGUGGGACGACAGCCAGCGCUUCCUGUCUGACAUGCCCCACCUCAUUUGCGAAGAGACAGCCAACUACCUGAUCCUCUGGUGUUUCAGGCUGCAGGCCGAAGAGAAAGAGGCGUUGAUGGAGCAGGUCGCUCACCAGGCUGUUGCUAUGCAGUUUAUCCUGGAGAUGGCUAGCACUUCCCAGCAGGACCCCAGAGGCUGUUUCCGUCAGUUUUUCCACAAAGCUAAAGCAGGACAAGAGGGAUACUUGGACGUGUUCUAUACCGAACUAGAGGCCUUCAAAGGGAGAGUAAAGGAGUACACCAUCAAGUGCAAAGGGGACAGACUCCCUAACAAUAAUGAACAACAUAGUGGCAGCGCUCACGCUCCGCUGGACCCCAAAGACGUACUGGAAUCUUUACCUCCUGAGCUGAAGGCAGGGUUCCAGAUGCAAGAUAUGGAGAUUCUCCAGAAAGUUCUCAGCAACAUGAAUCCACAGGUGGCAGAGUACCACGUAAAGCGUUGCCUGGAGGCCGGCUUGUGGACUAAUAGAGAAGGGAGACGGUCCAAGGAGGACUCUACUUCGGAAACCGACGACCUGCGCAUGAUGGAGACAUAGUCACCAUCUCCCCUAUAGGACCGAAUGACUAGUCUCUCCUAUGAAACGACAUGGAGGAAAAAGAGCUGAGCUCCCACACAGACUUAUUUUUGUAUGCAGCUGAAUCUGCGCCGAAUGUGUCCUGCACUUUAUAUUUGUUCAAAUCAUUAUUUAAGGGAAGCCGAGUGGUAACUUAUUGUACCUUUGCUCAUAUCACUAACGUAUCACUUCUAUUGUCAUCUUGAUUGUUUUAGCAGAUUGAUUCCCACUUUGGAGAGGAAGUCAUCUUCACUGAGGAUUUGUGAGCUACUGUUUGAGGAUUUUGUAUUCUUGUGGUUCUGUUUAUCAACCUGUAAAGUGUGAAGAAUGACGUUUUGAAAUGUUUUAAGACUCCCAGCACAGUUCUUGCCUAGUGAGACUGGCAAGAACUUGAGCAUUGGAAUCCAGCAAGAUAAUCUAGAUAUCCAGAUAGACAUACAAUUUGUUUAAAUUCAAAGAAAAUAGUUCUAGGACUUAUGGUUCUGCAGUUGAUGUCCAAUACGCUGCAAAAACAGCUGAGACACAAGCAUAUGUGGCCUAAACUACAAAAAUGUUCUAAAAAGCAGGUAUAGUUUAUUGUUACUUUCAAGCCUUGUGGGAGGUUAGUUCAUUGACAUUAGGCUCACAUCAAAUGGUAACUGGUGUAUGUUCAAAACUUGGGUAUAGGAAGUAUCCUUCAUUUGACUUUUUACAUUUUGUUGUGUUACAAAGUGGAUUUAAAUGUUAGAUUUUGGUCAACAAUCUCUAUUCUGAAUAUUCUGCAAAAUCAAUGCAGUUCCAAAAUUCUGUAUAAUGUUUUUAAAGAUGUCUUUUAAGAUAUAUUUUCUGACACUUAUAUUCUUCAUUGGAUUUAGAAUGUGGAAUUGUUUUCUGAAAGAGCACAGUAUUGGGUAGAAGUCAUUCUGCAGCAGUAAAUGUGCGUUGGGCCAGAUCAGUGGAUGACCUUAAAUCAGGGUUUUCCAAACCUCUCCCCCUGUUUUAACCCUGAACUAGACCACAAGGAGAGGUUUGUGAAACCCUGCACUAGACAACUAUAUAUUUUUUUAAAUAUUGAUCAGAUCAAACACUAGGUUGAUUAGUUCUGUUCACCCCCUAAUUAAUAAAUGUUAGAAAUACCUUUGA
Molecule: messenger RNA, 2455 nt
Organism: Esox lucius (northern pike)
Lineage: Eukaryota; Metazoa; Chordata; Actinopteri; Esociformes; Esocidae
Gene: cdc37l1
Product: cell division cycle 37-like 1
Exons: 8
Coding region: 191-1315 (374 amino acids)
Biological process (GO): protein folding; protein stabilization
Cellular component (GO): cytoplasm
Molecular function (GO): heat shock protein binding; protein-folding chaperone binding
Source: RefSeq, a predicted model, not a curated record